AGCGAUAGUGACGCAGUCGUCUUGCCGCCGCCGUCCCAAACGUCCGCGCGGUCGUCCUCGAUCUUCCCGUACCAUCCCGACGCGAUGGCCGCCGGCGCGAAGCCCGAUACCGCCGCGCCCCCGCAAGCGCCUUCGGCGGCGAAGGGGGUCUUCAUGCGCCGCAUCUUCCCCUUCCUCCUCGCGACGAACGUCUUCAUCGGAGUUUAUGUAUUUGCCAAGACCUACAAAAGAGACCAGGAAAAGAAAAAUGCUCAGACUACUGCCGCUGCAGCAUUGUCAUCCCCAGCAAGUACAUCUGCCAAGGCUCCAGAUCCUGCUCCUGCACCUGCGCCCGAAUCGGUUCUCCCACCUCUAUCCGAAGAUGAGCAGUGGAAUCUGUACAAAUGGAUUCUGGAAGAGGAGCGGAAGAUCAAACCACGCAACGCCACUGAGAAGAAGAAGAUCGACGAGGAGAAAGCUCUUCUCAAGGAGAUAAUUCGGGACAAAUCUCUCCCUCGUUUGUGAUGGUUACAUCGGCUGUCCUUCUGAUCUUGAUUUUUUUUCUUCUCUCUCCACCUGCAGUCCAUUGAGGACAACAUCUGAAACUAUGUGCCCUGUUAGUUAGCAAAACCGUUAGCAUUUCUUUGCACUAUCACAUCUCUUCAUUUGACAAUAAGAAGGUCGAGUUGUUUUGCUC
This is a messenger RNA of Zea mays, 676 nucleotides long. RefSeq lists its product as uncharacterized. The record is from RefSeq and is marked predicted. NCBI's taxonomy places the organism in Eukaryota, Viridiplantae, Streptophyta, Magnoliopsida, Poales, Poaceae.